AUGGGAGCUGUCAAAUCACCAGCUGUAGAGCUCCGAAGCCUCCUCAGUUUUUUGGUGGUAUUAGUGGAGGGGUGGCAUGAUUUAGAUAACAAAGACUAUGACUGUUGGCCCCUGGAAAAGCCAGAUGAGUAUAAUAUGCUGGACUGCGGAGGACUGGAGAUGACAUGGGUGGAAAGGCCUCCAGAAAAGGCUGUGAGUGGGGAGUCCUUCAAUGUGACUUACGCUGUCUUUGCUUCAGACAGUUUUUAUCAAUACGCUGUGCAAAAUGGAAUCCUUUCCCACAGCAAUGCUACUGCUGCAAAGGAAUUCUGUGAGGAGCAUGACUGUCCUGCCAGAUGGAAAGAUGCAAAUGGGGACAACUGCUGUGUCUACCAUGCCAACAUUCAUUCCUGUCCUUUGGCCUUCAUGGCCAAAGGAGGAAUAUGUGGUCCAUGGAUCCCAGAUGAUGGUCAGAUAUUUACUCAUACGUUGUCUACUGCUGGCAAAAUGAGCCAAAGGAACUGGACUGCCAAGGUUGUUUUAGUUCACGUGGGUGUGACUUCUCUCAUCGCACAUAUCAGAGUUGGGAGAAUCCAAGCUGCUCUAGAAGCAAAAACCACAGUCCUUCCUGCAGCAGUCUGUGGAGAUGGCUUUUGUGAGGAAGAAGAAGGCUGCUCCAUCUGUCCAGCAGACUGUGGGGAAUGCCCUCUUUCUGUUGAUGUUAGGAUAGCAAUUGCCUUACCAAUAUGCUUAGUCUGCACUGGCUUCAUUUUGACAGUCAUAUGGUUUCAAUAUCAGAAACAAAAGAUGCUGUGGGAUGAAAGCUGGAUUAUAGACUUCACCUGCAUCAAACAAGAUUAUGGCUUGCAGUCAUACAGAAAAGAAGAUUUCCCUGAUGGAUCAAAUUCGUCCCAGCAGCAUUUGAUACAGAUUUACACAGCUCCUGAAAUACAUACUUUUUCAGAUUUUGAGCCCAAAUCUAUGUCCGAUGUCUACAGUUAUGCCAUCAUUUUACUAGAAAUUGCCACAAGAAGUGACCCUCUGAAAGAUGAUGUGCAUUCAGCUGAAUAUUCUUGGUGCCCACCUUUGGCAGAAUGCAUUUCAGGAAAGGCUGAGAAUUCUUGCCCAUGUCCCGCAGAUUAUGUAGAGUUAAUUGAAAGGUGCAGAAAAAAUAAUCCAUCCCAAAGGCCUACAUUUGAACAAGUCAAAAAAAUGUUGUACAAGAUGAAUCCCGUUAGCCCUGUUGACAUGAUGAUGACUCUGAUGGAGAAAUAUAACAAACAUCUGGAGAUAUUGGUUUCUGAGAGAACCCAAGAUUUAAUGCAUGAAAAACAGAAGACUGAUCGUCUGUUGUAUAGUAUGUUGCCAAAACAAGUAGCAGAUGAUCUCAGGCAGGGAAAACAGGCACAAGCUCAAAGUUACUCAAGUGCCACCAUCUUCUUCAGUGACAUUGUUGGCUUCACUGAGCUGUCCAGCAGCAGCACACCAUACCAAGUGGUAGAUCUCUUGAACAAGCUUUAUACCACUUUUGAUGAAAUCAUAGAUAACUAUGAUGUCUAUAAGGUGGAGACAAUAGGAGAUGCCUAUAUGGUGGUGUCGGGAGUACCCAAGGAGAAUGGGAUCCUUCAUGCUGGUGAGAUUGCAAGCAUGGCUUUAGACCUUCUGGAUGUCUGCAGGACUUUUAAGAUCCCACACAAGCCUAAUACCCUUCUAAAGAUAAGAGCAGGAAUACAUUCAGGGGCAGUUGUAGCUGGAGUUGUUGGAACCAAAAUGCCACGGUACUGUUUAUUUGGAGAUACUGUGAACACAGCUUCCAGGAUGGAAUCUACCAGUGAAGCUCUUAAAAUACAGUGCAGUUCAAGUGCAUACCAGCUGUUGGAGCAGAUUGGAGAGUAUGUGUUAGUAUGCCGUGGGAAUUUACAAGUCAAGGGGAAAGGAGACAUGGUCACAUAUUGGCUUGAAGGUAAGAAAGCUUCUGUCACCCCGAAGGCAGUCACCAGCACUUCUGUGACUCCUGAAGAUGCCAACAGAUUUUCAUAUAGUCCGAUACCAGGUGUCCUUUCUAGUGAUCCUCUCUGA
Molecule: messenger RNA, 2058 nt
Organism: Serinus canaria (Common canary)
Lineage: Eukaryota; Metazoa; Chordata; Aves; Passeriformes; Fringillidae
Product: atrial natriuretic peptide receptor 2-like
Exons: 19
Coding region: 1-2058 (685 amino acids)
Biological process (GO): receptor guanylyl cyclase signaling pathway; protein phosphorylation; cGMP biosynthetic process
Molecular function (GO): protein kinase activity; peptide receptor activity; guanylate cyclase activity
Source: RefSeq, a predicted model, not a curated record